GAUUGACGAUGGGCCUGCAAGGAGCAGUCGAUGAGGUUGCGGCGGCGCUGGCCGCAGCCCCGCGCUGGACGCUGUAGCAUCGUUCGCUUCUGCGGUCCACGAGCUGCCACACAACGCGCCAAGCGAUCCGACUACGACAGCUAUGCGAGCGCUUCUGGCCGAGAUCGCCGACGAUCCCGUGGGAGCUACGGACGCGAUAGCGAAGGCCCAUCUUCCCCCACCGCUUGUGGCUGCGAUCUUACGCCAUACAACAGAGCUGCAAGCCAAGACGCCUGGUGCGGCCAUUCCGCACCUGCACCGACUGGACUGGCGAGUCGAUAUUACCGUUGCAACAAGCUCGAUUGCGCCCGUUUGGCAGCCGACAGUGGUGCUCCGCUUCCGAAUGACUGACGGUAAGAUCCGCGUCACGGAGCUACCGCUGCAGCAAUUCCAUGAGCUGCGCUACAACACGGCCAAGAUCCUCCAAGAGAUGAAUCAGCUCGAGCGCCACCCGAUCAUGCGACUGACGCAGAACGGCCAAACGAGCAUGUGAUCCGCCGCUCCAGGCCGAAGCUGCACAAGAUAUCAUAACCAGAUGAGAUGAAGCAUCGACUGUGUUGCGGCGGGUG
This is a messenger RNA of Saprolegnia parasitica CBS 223.65, 608 nucleotides long. RefSeq lists its product as hypothetical. The transcript has 4 exons. Gene Ontology annotation, cellular component: nucleus. NCBI's taxonomy places the organism in Eukaryota, Oomycota, Saprolegniomycetes, Saprolegniales, Saprolegniaceae. Bases 143 to 532 code for a protein of 129 amino acids. The record is from RefSeq and is a predicted model, not a curated record.